GGAAAGAUCACAAACAGCAGUCCUACUCAUCCCAGGGGUGAUGGACUAUCCACCAGAGCUCUCCAACCCCGAUCUCGUGGGAGCUCUUGUCCAGCACUCCGACGAGGAUCAAGUGAUCGGGCUCCGCAUCGACGCGUGCUUAAACCAUGGAGACCCGACGAGCUGGAGCAGUUUUCUGCGCAGCAGCGGGCUGGUGGAGCGGGAGACACUCAACCACGUAGCAAGGUCCGGUGCUUGCCAGUUCAGCGCGGUGGCCGACCAGCUGUUCCGCUCGCGACCUGUGACGGAGAGCUUCCGGCCGGACGUCUACCUCAGGCCCGUUGGCGUGUUGCUGGCCCUGCACUGCGUCUCCCACAACCAGAACGCCUUCCAGGACUUCAUGCUGCAUGCGGCACCGGUCACCCGGCGACAGCGGCAGCGCGGCGGCGGUGGUGUGGACAUGGAAGAAUACGCCCGACGAAUGACCAGCACCCGCUGCGACGGGGAUCACAUCACUCUACAAGCGCUCUGCGACGCCCUUAAGGUGAACAUCAACGUCGUAAAAUGGACCAGGGACGAUGGUUGGUACCCGCGACCGGUGACCAGCGCUACUAGCAACGACGCCGCGGCCGCCACUAACCCCCCAGCGGCGGUCGCAGAAGAACCACGGCGCCCCAGCCGGAGCGUGUUCGUGGCGGACACGCUCCGCCCGCGGGCGGUUUCCUCCCUGGACGCCCGCGCCCGUGACUUGCAGCUGCAGGGGCGCACCCUGUGGCUGUCGCUCCACGGCGAGGCUCAUUUCCGGAGCCUGCGGGUGCGGGACCCCGUAACGGAGGCGGAGGCUGCGAUGCUUGGUCGGGCGGGGGAUUCGACGGGGUCGGCCGGUGGUGGCGGUGACGGCAGCGGCGGUGGGGGUGGGCGUUCUUCGUCAUCUGCUUCUUCCUUGUCUUCGCCUCCCAUGGGAGGUCGUACUUCCUCCUCCUCCUCCUCCUCCUCCUCCUCCCCCUCCUCUUCUUCCUUGUCUUCCUGUUCCCCUUCGCCGCCACCGUCCUCUUCUUCGCAAGGGAGGGGGGGGGGGUCAAGCCCGCGCCUUAGGGCCUCGUCAUCGCCGUCUCGCUUGCCUGGCGGCUGUGGGCCUGAUGGUGGUUGUGGCGGGGCUUCCGCGGCGAGCGCUGCCCCGGCGGCAAGUCCGAAGGGUCCCGCCACUGCCGGUGACAGCGGCAGUGCUUCUGGACCGGCUGCACCGGACGAGGCAUGCCGAGAGGGACGGCGGGAAGAACGACAAUCAUCGCCAGCGACAGAUUAUUCUGGUAGCAGGGAUGUGGUGGUGGCAGGGGGCACAGUAGGUGGAUCACCGGGGGGGAGGGGCCCCACGGUUUCCCCGCCGGAGGCGGCGGAAGCGUUGCCAGACGGUGGUGGGCAAGGUGAUGGCGGCGCGAACAACGUUGAUGGUAGCGGCGGUGUUAAUCCUUCAUCGGCGACAACAGGAACUAAGUCACCCAAUCGAGAUGCGGCUACCGCGGGGCAAGAUAACCUCGUAGGCCGUGCUGCCUCCCACGACGGCGUGGAGAGGGUCGGCCCUGACGAAAAGGCGGCGGCGACGGCGGCGGCGGCGGCGGCGGCGGCGGCGGCCGAAGGAGCGGUCCAUUCCGAGGAGCACGUGGUGCCUCUCAAAGAGGGCUCCCUUACCGGUGACGCCGCCAGCACCAAUAACGACAGCAAUCGCAAAGGCGGCAGUAUCCAGGACGAUGGGGGGGAGCUGGAGGACUGCUCCAUCUGCAUGUGCCCCGUGACCGGGGACGAGGACCAAGCGUCUCUCGACAAGUGCGUCCACGCCUUCCACUUCACGUGCAUCGUCAAGUGGGGCGUGACGACCAACCAGUGUCCUAUGUGCAAGAGUCGGUUCUACGUGGUCACCCGGCUGAGAGACGACCACGUCAAGCGAUUCCGAGGAAGCAGGAGGCCACGGCCGCUGGACGAAGGAGGGCUGUUCGCUCCCAACGGCCACCUGGGCGGUCUGCUGAUCCCCGAGGAGCCGGAGCCGGAGGGGGCCCGGGCGGUGUGCCUGCACUGCCAGGACGGAGGUGCAGAGGAGCAGCUGAUGCUGUGCGAUGGCCCAGGCUGCGGCAAUGCUGCCCACACGUUUUGCUGCGGGUUGGGGGAGGUCCCCGCGGGAGACUGGUUCUGCCCCGCUUGCCAGGCCCGUCGAGAGGAGGAAUCUCGCAGGCGAGAGGCCGACUCCCGCCGCGAUGCCAUCCUGCAGCGGGUGUGGGCCGUAGACUCAGGGUCCGACGGAGAGGAGGAGGAGCAGGACGACGACGGGGUGGAGGAGGAGGUCGGGGGGGGGCAGCAACAACAACCACUGGAGUCAUCUGGGGAGGAGGGGGUGGUCACUGGGGCGGGUGCUGCAGGAGAAGGUAGCGGCGCCGCGGGGGGCGGGAGGACAAGGAGGGCAGCCGCGGAGGCGGCGGCGGCGGCGAUCACAACGGCGGCCACGGCUGAGGCGGGCGCUGAAGCUAUCGCUGAAGCUAUCGACGAGGGCAGCGAAGUGAGGGAGAGCAGCGGGGACCUGGAGGCGAUUGGCUUGGGGUAUUCGUCCGGCUCUUUGUCAUCAUCCAAGGAGGAGGAGGAAGAAGAGGUUCACGGGUCGGACGCGGAGGACGGCGAUACCGGCGAAGGAGCAGACCCGACGGAGACCCGAGGCCGCACGGCCGUCAGCAGCGGUGGCGGAGGCACCAGCCGCCCCCGACCCCACGGCAGUGCCAGCCCGGAGGCGAGGAGGAGAUCUGGAGACGGCUCGGAGGACAGCGAGAGACUUGUGAGCGUGCUUUCGGGAGGCGGCGGGGUUUCCGGCGGGGCUGCUGCCGGUGGUGCCAGCAUCAGCAGCCGUCGCCGCGGGAAUAGAAGAAACGGCGGCGCCGUGGGUCGGAGCGGUCGCCGUCGUGACGGAAGCGGUUCCGCCUCCGCCGGCGCCGCCGCACCCAACUUCUGGCCCAGAGUCCUAGCCUCUGCGACGUCCGCGAUGACCCCGAGACACGUGUUCGCGGACGAGGAGGACGGGGAGGAGCUGGCGAGCAGCGAGGACGAGGCAGGGCCGCCGGCCGGGGCGACUGGGGUCGUGGCGCAGUCCUGGGCUGACGCGAAGCUUGCUCAGCAGUUAGCACAAGGGACGAACAAAAAGAAGAAGGGCAAGGCUCCUUCCACCUCGAAGCAGCCUCCACGCACGGCGAUGACAACCAGAACCCAGCCACAACAACAACAGCAACCCGUUCGCGGCAGCGUUUCAAAUGGUCAGGCCUCCCCCGGCUCUCCUGUGUGGAACGGCGGCGCCGCCUCUACUGCUGCUUCCACUGCCGCCCUGGGACCCACCCCGCAGCAGCAGCAGCAGCAGCAGCAGCAGCAGCAGCAGCAGCAGCAGCCGGAGCGCAGGGUGUUCAAACGUCCCAGGAUGAUGCGUACGUCACUACCCCCGGUCUUGCUGCCACCGCCGCCGCCCCCGCUGACGAUGUCGCUGGUGAAGCGGUACGGCGGCCGCACCGGCGGGGGUGGUAGUGUUGGUAACGGGGGGGGGGUCGCAGCACGAGGAGGAAGGAGGGCGGGGGUAGGCACGACGACGACCACCCCGCGGCUCCCCGCUGCGUCGGACGUUCGCCUGGGACACUUGGAAGUUCAGGCGCUCGUGCAGCGGCUCCGGCGCGUGGCGCUGAAGGAGAGGGAGCGGCGCUCCAGAGGUUGGGCCGUUGGGGGUUCGGCGAGGAUGGGUGUGUCUGAGGGCGGCGGGGGUUACCCGAAGGUGCCCUCGGAGGUUGAGCAGACGAUAGAGGAGCUGCGCAGGGUGGCUGUACACGGAGACGCCACUACCCUUGACGUACUCCUGUCUUCGCAGGUGGGAGUCAGCCGCCGUCUCAAUCGUCUCGACGCUUCUGGCUCGCCCGCCCUUAAACUUGCUGUUUUCGGUGGUGGUGGGUGUUGGUGGCCGUCCCAGCUCCCGACGGUCCUCCGCCUAUGGCUGGAGGUAGCACCAGACGGCGGACCAUUCCUACCGCCCCCCCAGAGGGCAUCCUUGCUCAAGGUGCUCAUGGUGCUGCCCGUCCAGAAGUCGCACCUGCGGGAGAGCGGUAUCGGCAAGCUCGUGGUAGCGAUGGCGGCCGGCCCGGGAGAGACUCGAGACAACCGGGAGCUGAUCAAGCAGGCAAGGAUAAGGCGGUGGAGCCAGCUAGUCUUCAAGACCCCCAGGGAGCUCCCGGUGUCCCCGUUCUCCCCGCACAACCACGCCUCUCCGAUGCCGCGAAGGCCUGCGGCGGUAGGCUCUGCUCGGGCCGCAGGUGGUGCUGGUGCUGGUGCUGGCUGGACCACCGCCGUUCGAUGUCACCGUGCGCGUUCGUUGGGUGGAGAGAUGUUGUCGGCGUCAUUGUCGUCGCCGCCGCCGCCGCCGCCGGCGUUGCCGCGGCACGGAACGUUCCAAGGAACGCGAGGAACGCCCCCGCCGAGAGGGAAGAAGCUUGGCGGCGCCCAAAACGGCGGAAGUUCUUCGUCUUCGGCAGCGCUUCGCAGGGGAGGGGGGGCAAGGGCGGUGAUCCGGACCAUCCCUCGGCGACGCGAUGUCAGCGGUGGCACAGGCGGGGGCGGAGUCAAGAGAACUAUCCCCCGCCUGCCGUCGCAAGACGGCGAUGGGGCACGCAGCGGCGGUGGCGGCCGCGGUGGUGCGGCGACCUCGAGCCUUUCGUCGCCCGCCCGCCACCCGGCUCGUCACCGAGACCCUCACCGCGAACCCGCUUCUUCUUCUCGCGAUUUAGCGUCGGCAUCGCUCGUUCCUCCGACCUCUUCGUCGUCGUCGUCCUCCGCUACGUCUUCCUUGCCCCACCACCGCCAACUCCACCUCAGCGGUAACGGCGGCGGAGCCCGCUCCUCGCGGCCCCCCUCAUCGUUUUCGAGACCCGUGUCUAAUGGAGAUGCAACCCCGCGACCUCAACAGCAGCGGCAGCGGCAGCAGCAGCAGCAGCUGUAUUCUUCCCUUCCCCGCCAAUUUCCCGCUCGCGCCGCGAACGCUCCUUGCGGCGGCGGCGGCGGAGGUGGCGGUGGCCGCAAGCGUCCAAGGGAGGUGUCGCUGGCGGCGGCGGCGGAGGCAGCAUCCCACUCGCGAAAGCAACACUCGGGUCGUCAAGAAGGCGGCAGUGCGGAGAAUGGACGCGGCGGAGGCGGGGUUUCGAGGGAAGUCGGAGGCGGUCGUGGUGGCGAUGCAGUCGGAGUCCCGCCCAGGCGGUUUGAUUGGCCAGCAGCGAGGGGACCGCGGUCUGGUUGAAUCAAGUUCUCGAGAGGCGAAAAUGGGUGGCUCAGGUCGAGAUAGGGUACAUAGAGUCAAGCCCACUCGGCGUUAUUGGCUCUGAUCUAGGGCAUAUGUCGCCGCGUGUGUCAAGAGUCCAGCUUACUGACCCUGUGGUGGAGGGACUGCGGGGCCGCCACUUCCGCCGUGUGGCCGUCCUUGUGCUAGGUGGCUGAACGCCUAGGGAGAGGUGCUGCCCGAAGCACUCAGGACUCAAAAUAGAAAGGACUUGGUCGGUGGCUGUCGCGUGUUUGGGUGGGGAGGAUCAGACGUGGAGAGCAGGAUGGAGAUUGCAAGAACGACAGGUUCGGUAAAUAGCAGGUUGGGUAGGUAGACCCCUCAGUCGACGUUCGAGGGUGCGUUACGUGCAUGAACGUGAAGUUUCUUCGGCCUACUCUCUCUCCAUCGCUGGAAAUAAGGGGGGAAGGAGGUGGUGCGGAAACGCGACCUUAUCGGAGUGGUGGAUGCGGUUCACUCCCGUGCUCGACACAAGAGCGGUCGUAGCGUUUUCGAUAGCUCGGCGUGGGUGCCUUCGUGAGUGCUCCAGGGUACAUAAUUGUCGAAGGAAGGCUUGCCGUUGCCAACUACCCAAGACCAGGCAAGGAUGUUUUUCGAUCGUCUUGCAUCGCAUGAGAGGUUGUGCUUGGUGGCAGCCCAUGUUUGCAGCAAAGGCGCGAACUGAUUUUCAUGUGAAAUAUGAGAAGCACGCGUCACACGCCAAUCACGCGAGACAUUUAUAAGCAGGGCCAGCUUUCACAAGAAAAAUGAA
Messenger RNA from Ectocarpus sp. CCAP 1310/34, 6071 nucleotides. The record is from the annotation of a GenBank genome assembly. Lineage: Eukaryota; Phaeophyceae; Ectocarpales; Ectocarpaceae.